CGGAGGACUCGUGCUCCUCCCCCGUCCCCAUGCAAUGCAACUGGACGACCCUGCGGAUUUGAUUGGUGGAGCUGGAGCGCGGGUCUCCUAGGAUUGGCGAUCGGGAAAUCUGCGCGUGUUGGCGCGGAGGCCAGCUCGGAGUCCUUGCUGGCUCUGCUUUCCCGCUGCUUCCGAGUGUCGGCGGCACCAUCAUGGUGGACAUAAUGGAGCUCCCCAAAGCGCGCAUCAACGCCAGCAUGCUAGCGCAGUACAUCGACCGGCCCGUGUGCUUCGUGGGGAAGCUGGAAAAGAUUCAUCCCACUGGAAAAAUGUUUAUUCUUUCAGAUGGAGAAGGAAAAAAUGGAACAAUUGAAUUGAUGGAGCCACUUGAUGAAGAAAUCUCUGGAGUUGUGGAAGUAGUUGGAAAAGUCACAGCGAAAGCAACCAUAAUGUGUGCAUCUUAUGUCCAGUUUAAGGAAGAUUGUGUUCGCUUUGAUCUUGAACUUUACAAUGAAGCUGUGAAGAUUAUCAAUGAGUUACCUCAGUUUUUUCCUUUAGGGCUUAUACAACAUGAAUGAACUUCUUGAAAUUUUUAUGACUGCCAGUGAGCAACAUUGAAAGUUUUUAAAGAAGACUCCUUCAGUUGGAGUGAGAGACUCCUCUAAUAUCUCAUAUUUAAUUUGCUCUUUUGUAUGUAUUAUGUUGUAAAUCUAUUAUGUAACAGUUUACAACAGUCCUUAUAAAAUUUUUAAAAUGGCUACAUCUGCAUAUGGUCUGAAUUCAAGAUUUAGAGUUUAGAUUUCUGCUGUAUAAUAAAAAUCAAAAUAACAUGU
This is a messenger RNA of Cricetulus griseus (Chinese hamster), 812 nucleotides long. The record is from RefSeq and is a predicted model, not a curated record. Lineage: Eukaryota; Metazoa; Chordata; Mammalia; Rodentia; Cricetidae.